Messenger RNA from Purpureocillium takamizusanense, 2465 nucleotides. RefSeq lists its product as uncharacterized. The transcript has a single exon. Bases 812 to 2305 code for a protein of 497 amino acids. NCBI's taxonomy places the organism in Eukaryota, Fungi, Ascomycota, Sordariomycetes, Hypocreales, Ophiocordycipitaceae. The record is from RefSeq and is a predicted model, not a curated record.
CUUCUUGCCCCAGCGGCGUUUCCACCAGAUCUGACACUGUCUGACCACAAGCCGAUAGACUGUCGCGGGUAGCGGUCGUUAGUGCUGCCGGAGCCACGCCUAGUCAAGACACCAACACUGACACCGACUCACGCCCGCCGCAGCCCGACCCGCUUCCGUCAACAGCGGCCCCCCCCCCGCCCGGUGGCGCAACCCCCGGAGCCUGGUCAUCCUUCGCGACCGCGACCCCUCCGGCCGGAUGCGUUGCCUUGCCCAAGACGGCCCGGUCCCUUGUACACCACUCCGCAACCGUUGACGCGACACAGGGCACUGGCCGUCGGUUCUGGCCAUUCAUCGCCAAAUUUCGCGUCUUUUUAACUUUGAUCAUCACCAGACGUGUCUCAGUCGCGCGACCAGGACGGAGCACGCUGGCUUCGUUCGCCCUCAUACGGACGGACAGUCGGUGGAGACCUCACCCAUCGCGGUCGCUGCCCUGCCUGUCCAGGGUGCUCUACUAUCGAUUUCGUCCCGUCUCUGACCGCAAAUCCUGCCGGCCCUCUUGGCGAAAAGAACAACAACUCCCCCCUUUUACAUACCAAGCAAGCAUACCAUCGCCAUUCCACCCUUCGCAUCUCCUGGGCUGAUCUUCAUCCGUUGGUACUGGCAAGUUUCAGCCGAGGCCAUCUGCGCUAGUAGCACGCGACUGAACGACGAGGCGCCUUCUCGAAUCGCGGGGGUCCAGGGGUCGCCGGCAUUAAUCUGCGACACAUUAAUCGUCCCACCAAGCGGCCCAGCAAAGACUUAGCCUGCCAGUCUGCGGCCCCGACACGCUAUGCAGCCCUCGCCUUCCCUGCCAGACGGGCAAUGGGCCCGCUCUCAGGGGCACGGCGAUCACCCUGCUGAUAAUAGCAGUCCGCCGCCGAGCCCGCCUCGGUCGAGGAUUCCGAGGAAAUCAGAGCUUCAUGUCCAAGCGCCAGCUGCCUCGUCCUCAAAAUCAAGCUCUCCAGCGACGUCGACGUCGCGUCGCCAGAGCUCCAUCGCCACAUCCAAGGAGCCACGGUCUCCUCUGCGACAGUCCUUUUCGACGACACAACUCGACGAUCCCGGCGAGGCAACGACGACCCCCUCGCGAGUCCCACCGAACAUGCCCCUGACGGGGGACGGCAGGACUCCGGCCUCGCAGGUGGUAAACCAGCACGGACGUGAUAAUGUUUCCUCCUCACGACGCAGCCGACCUGUUGGCGCACGAACCUGGGAUGCCGGUACCGCACAUGCGCAUGUCGGUCCAACAAGCUCAUCAGCUUCCAACACCGUACAUGCAUCGACUGCACAGUCCGCCUCGCCCGGAGUUGGCCCGCGAUUCUCCCUCUUCUCAUCGCUUUCGGCACUCAAAGGCCCGGCCCCAUCUUCUGUUGCCGUGCCGCAAGAUGACGAGCUCAUCAAUAUCAACAUCGAGGCGUUACUAUUCCCUGCGGGUCCGCCUGCCGAGGGCGAUGCGUUCUCUCCAGCAGCAUUCAAAAACCUGCAUGUCAAUGCUGUCGGAUUGCUGCGCAAGUUCCAGACUGCCUACCAGCAACGGACAGUGACCCUGCUCGAGCUCAGGGCGGAGCGAGAGGCACAAGACGAUGAGAAGAUUGGGCUCGAAACUCGGUCCCACCAUCUGAAACUGCAGCUGGAGGGCAUGGCACAAAAAGCCACUGACAUCGAGUCCACCAUGCGAUGCCUCCGGGAGGAGCUUGACACCGAGAGACGGCUCAGGAUGGAAGAACGCCAGGCGAAGUACGCCGCGCCCUCCACCAUCUCCGUCUCUGAAGACCUGGAUGCCGAAGAGGACCAGAUGGACGAGAGAAGAAGAAGCGUCGGGACAUCCAAGACGGACAUGGGGUCUGAGACCGACGCAGAGAGCAUCGAAGGAGCUAGCGUCUUCUCUCGAUCUCGCAGCCCUACCGUUAGAUCGAGCGUCACGGACGCUACAUCGGCGGACAGCAUGCCCGCACCACCUCUACCCCAGAAGUCAAAACGAGCUUCCCUUGAACCGCCGCCAGCGGCGAACAAGGUACAGUCGCAUCCACAGCCACAGCUGUCGGCGUUUCAACGAUUUUUCAAGGGCGGCUCCCACGUGGAAACGCCCAAAGUUGAAGAGCCGCCAGCCUUGUACAGCUGCCGCAACUGCGAAGGACAGGAUGCUAGCACUGCUUGGAACACUGUUAGUCUGUUGAGAGACGAGAACAAGGGCCUCAAGAAGAGGGUAGGGGAGCUCGAGUCGGCGGUAGAGGAAGUUCUUGAUGCCGUGAACGGUGUUGGAAUGUCCCCACUGUCCGUUUAAGGCCCCUGGUCUGGAACCUGGCCUCUGUUGAUUGAGAGUUGCAUAGUAGCAUUGGCGUUCAGGUGGUAUCUUUCACUCGGGUCGAAGAGGUGGCGCAAGGCCAUGGGGGCCACUGAGUAGUGACGAUAUACCCAAUGCAAAUUUCGAACUUUCCCUUGAC